AUGGCCGGACGAGACCAGCAGACGCCAUUGUUGCAAACCUCACCUCAUAAACUAACUGGCAAUGUAUGGACAGCCCUAGCACAUAUUAUAACAGGAGUAAUAGGAUCAGGGGUUCUAUCGUUGGCAUGGAGCAUGGCACAGCUGGGGUGGAUUGCUGGUCCAUUGUCUCUUUUACUCUUCGCCUUUUUUACCCUUGUCUCUGCAUCCUUUAUCUGUGACAUCCAUCUUUAUGCUAACCCUAACCCUAACAAUGGCACCACCACCAUGAUUAUGAACCGCUCCUACUUGCAGGCGGUUCAGACUAUUUUAGGAAAGAAAAAUGGAUGGGUAUGUGGAUGCUUGGUAUAUUUCAAUAUAUUCAAAACAGGAGUUGUGUAUACAAUUACAUCUACGAUUAGCAUGAGGGCAAUUAGGCAAUCAAAUUGCUACCACAAAGAAGGGCAUGAAGCUGCUUGCGAAUAUGAGGAUACCUACUAUAUGCUUUUGUUUGGAAUUGUUGAAAUAGUAGCGUCUCAAAUACCCAACAUUUUUCAUACAAAAUGGCUAUCGGUUAUUGCUGCAACCAUGUCCUUCACCUAUUCUUUUAUUGGAAUGGGACUUGGAUUGGCCCAAGUAAUAGGACAAGGGAAGAUCCAAGGUAGCAUCAAUGGCAUCUCAACAACCAACCCCACACAAAAAGUAUGGCUGGUUGCUCAAGCUCUUGGAGACAUUGCAUUUUCAUUUACGUUUUCGCUCAUCCUUCUUGAAAUACAGAGCACUUUGAUGACACCCCCAUCUCAAAAAGAGACAAUGAAGAAGGCUUCCAGCAUUGCAAUCUUUACAACUAGUUGUGGGUAUGCAGCCUUUGGAGAUUCGACUCCUGGGAAUCUUUUGACUGGGCUUGGAUUCUAUGAACCAUUCUGGCUCAUAGACUUUGGUAACGCAUGCAUUGUUCUCCAUCUGGUUGGAGGGUAUCAGAUAUACAGUCAGACAUUGUUUGCAAUUGUGGAAAGAUGGUAUGCUGAAAAGUUCCCAGAAAGCAUGUUAGCAAGGGAAAGGGAUGUUAGGGUCUGUUUGUUUAUUACUAUAAAAAGAGUGAAUCCUGUUAGAAUAUGCUUUCGGACGAUAUACGUGAUAUUGACCAUGUCAGUAGGGAUGAUGUUCCCUUACUUCAACCAAGUCGUGGCAUUUGCAGGGUCGGUCAUCUUCUGGCCUUUGACCAUUUAUUUCCCUGUUGAGAUGUACUUUGUGCACAACAAGGUUGUACCUUGGUCCCUCAACUGGAUUCUUCUUCGUAUUUAUACCAUUUUUUGUCUCAUCGUAACACUUUAUAUUUUGGCUGGCUCCAUUCAAGGACUCGUCGCCAAAAGAUUUGGCUAGUACUAUUUGUAAUUCACCAAAAUUUAAACAAAUAACAUGUCUUGUAAUUGCCAAACGGUUUAAUAUAUAUAGGAAGG
This is a messenger RNA of Lactuca virosa, 1436 nucleotides long. Lineage: Eukaryota; Viridiplantae; Streptophyta; Magnoliopsida; Asterales; Asteraceae. The record is from the annotation of a GenBank genome assembly.